CUGUGGUGGUGUCUCUGGUCGUGUUCAUUAUCUGUGCGAUGUAAAGGAGUUUGGUAGCGAUGGGGUCAGUGAUGUGGUUGCGGUUGCUGGUGAUGCUGGCUGCAUGCUGGGCACAGGAGGGCGAGUGGAGCGAGGAUGCUGAAGACCUUGUGUCGACGGUGGAUGUGGACGCGGUGCUGGGUCGUACAGCGUCACUCCCUUGUGACGUCACACCUGACACUAAUGAAGACAGGGUCUACAUGGUACUGUGGUUCCGAGCUGGAAAGGCCACAGGCGGAAAACCUAUAUACAGUUUCGACGUGCGGGGUCGUUCGUUUAAUAAAGCACUGCAAUGGUCAGACCCCCUUGCGUUCGGGCCCCGAGCCUACUUCGCGACUGUGGCCCGCCCAGCCGCGCUCACACUCGACACCGUCCAGCUGGACGACGAAGGCAUCUACCGAUGUCGUGUCGAUUUCAAGAACUCGCCGACACGAAACUUCCAAAUACGCCUCUCUGUUAUAGUACCGCCACAUCAGCUAAUACUAUACGAUAAGUCCGGGAGGGACGUGUCAGGAGUCGUGGGACCUCUGGAAGAGGGCAACGAGCUCGUUCUCGUCUGUGAGGUCAGAGGAGCUCCUACAGUGAUGUGGCUGAUAGACGGUACUCCAGCACCUCAAUACAUCGGGGAGAAGACUGACACUCACGUAGUAGUGAACCGGCUAGAACUGCCCCAUGUCAGGCGGACCCACCUGAACACUACCUUCAGGUGUCGCGCUUCCAACACCAACCUCGUCAGCCCACAGGAGAAGACUGUUAGAUUAGAAAUGAACUUGCGCCCAACACUGGUGGAGAUAUUAAGUAAACCGACAACGUUAUCGUCGGAACGGUACAUCACCCUGACGUGCGUGUCGGAGGGCAGCCGGCCGCCGGCGCAACUCACCUGGUACAAGGAUAACAGAAAAUUUAAAAGGGGAAAGAUAAUAGAAGCUAUGAACGAGACGUGGGUUAGCAGUCAGGUCCAGUUCAUGCCUCUACCAGAAGAUGAUGGCGUACAGCUAAAAUGUCAAGCGGACAACAACGCAUUACCAGGACAGAGUCUCGAAGACUCGUUCAAGCUAGAUGUAGUUUAUCCUCCAGUUGUUUCAUUAUCACUAGGAAGUACGUUGAACCCUCACGACAUCAAGGAAGGUGAUGACGUGUACUUCGAGUGCUCGGUUCGCGCCAACCCCAGAGAACAUAGGAUAUCCUGGUAUCAUAAUGAUAAGCCAGUCCUUCACAACGUGGUAGCCGGUAUAAUCGUGAGCACCAAGUCACUGGUCCUGCAGAAGGUGACGAGAGACCACGGAGGGGACUACUCUUGCAGAGCAACCAACGCGCUCGGAGAGACUGCCAGCCAAUCCACUCAUCUUAGCAUACAAUAUGCUCCAGUAUGCGCUCAUCCGUCGCCACAAGUGCUGGGCGCGCAGUUGGACGAAUCUUUGCGCGUGCGCUGCUCCGUAACUGCCAACCCGCCUGACGUGAAUUUCUUCUGGCAGUUUAACAACAGCGGGGAAAGUCUCGAAGUAUCACCGUUGAAAUUUGGUACAGCGAAUGGCAGUACCAGUGAAUUAAGCUAUAAGCCACAGAGCGAGCGAGACUACGGAACCCUGAGCUGCCGUGGUACCAACACUGUGGGCCGACAACUAGACCCUUGCGUCUUCCAGAUCGUUCCAGCUGCGCGUCCCACAGCACCACGGAACUGUUCCUUACAAACUGGCAAUACGAGCGCAGAAGGUAGCUCGUGGUUGCGUGUGCGCUGCGUCGCUGGCUACGACGGAGGUCUGCCGCAGUACUUCAUGCUGGAGGCUUUGGACCCUGUGACUGGACAAACGAGGUUCAAUGGCAGUGUUAAUGAGACUGAUGGCCUAGCCGUAUUCAAACUGGACCUGGCCCAGCUAACAUCAGCUGGUGAAGCUGCAGGAGCCACCUUCAACCUCCUAAUCUACGCGAGGAACCUCAAAGGAGAAUCAGAGAAGACUUUGCUUGAAAAUAUCGCCUUCAAUGACGCAGCUCGACGAACUGAUGGAAAAGGCGCAAUGAGUGGAGUAAGCGUUGGAGUCGCAGUGGCAGCUGCGCUAGGAGCUACUUUAGCAGCUGGUGGUUUAGCCAUAGCUGCCUUAUGUGCCCGUCGACGCCGAGCCACGCCACCACACAAACACCCACCUGGUGACAUGCUGGAACUCAGCGAUGGUGGAAGACGCUACGUGGUGGCAUACACCAUCAAACCUUCUCCAGAUCUCAAAACACCAGACCCACAACCAGACAUACUGAAUGCACCAGAUUCCGAAAAUCAACCUUCAGCUCCUAUAUUAGACGAAACGGACGAGUGGCCUAGUAUAAAAGAAGUCAGAGGAGAUUGGAGUAAAGCUGGUGCGGUCUUCUCAGCAGAAGACCUCGCAUUAUUAGACUCUACUGGGAGACCACAACAGCUGACACCAAACAGCGACCUAGUGCCCAGUAGACAAGAAGACGUUCUCAACCAGAAUUUACAACCGUUAGGAAGUAACUUUAGGCCUAGCUAUGUAGUCACUAACAGCCCUACUUUGGGCAGCCCUAACUUCGUGUGUCCCAAUGGGAACUUGAGUUCUCCGUUCGGUAGCCAGACUCUUAGUGGACCAACUCUAAGUUCAGGGAGUCUGGCUACCUCCACUCUACAUAGAAACAAAGGGAAAGGUAACGUGCGGAGAAGGGAACACGUGCUAGCAGAAAAUCUACCCGGACCAGAGAGUUGUGUGUAAAGUGAUGACUUUAUGUGCUUCACGGAUUUGAAUUCAAUGUUUAGUUUCGCGGUUAUUGCAGACCAAAGCUAUUCUUUUCUAAUCUUAUUUAGCAAUUUAAAGAAAAUAAGUUUUUACGUUGGUGAAAAUGUAAGUACAUAUUUGACACUGCCAAAAACACUAAUUGAAUUUGAUCAUAUUGCUAAGCGCCGUGACAAUAUUUCACGUGUAUAUAGUUCUGAUAGUUAAAUAUAUUUAGCUAACGUGUCCUAUAAGGGGGAAUGUCCGAUAUAUCUUGUACAUUGCUCUUAUAUUGUAUAAUAAACUGCUACGCAGCGCUCUCAAUAAAUUACGGCCUACAUUUUGUGUUAGUAAUUUGCUCAAAAAUCGGAAACUUGGGGAGUGCGAAGCACGAAGUUUUAAAUUGUAUUUCAAGGUUCCUCAUAAUUAUAUUAAGUAGCGGAACAGCUCGGAACUUAGUGUUCCGUACUUUUAUUUCGGUCGCAGAAUGUACAAUAAACAUUUUAUUGUUUCCCUCCUAGCUACUAACUAGACUAAAGACUUAAUUAUAUUUUUCAUACACGUCUGAAGCUCCAAUUAUUGUAAUUGCGAUAAAAUAAAUUUAUAAGACAUAAAGGCUUAUAGAAUCUCCUAUUUGAUUUAAUAAAAUCGGUUGUGUGUGUAAAUACUGAUAGUUGUGUAAGCCCGACUUGUAUGUAUAGAAACAAAUAUUAUAUCUAUGUUAAGGAGCUUUUGUUGUCAAUUUAUUUAUAUGUGGGGGUAUUUAGUGAAAUUGUAAAUAUUGCAUAGUCAGUGAUGAAUAGAUGAAGCGCUCUGGGCAUACGGCAUGAGAGGACCCUUCGGAGGGCGAAAUUUAAGAUAAAUAUAACUCGUGGGAGGUACGUGUACACUGUCUCCUUACAACAUUGACAUCCCACCAUAAAAUGUAAAAUAAAAUAUGUACAAAACGGUCGUGUAAUAAAUCACAGUCACACUCCGGUGCCGUACCGCCGACGGUUUUCCGUAUGGCGCGGUUUUGAGGUAGUAAAAUGUUUUUAGAUAAAAUAAUUUUCUUACAACGUUUUUAAGUAAUUGGUGGGUGGGAGUGA
Spodoptera exigua (beet armyworm) is the source of this 3844-nucleotide messenger RNA. NCBI's taxonomy places the organism in Eukaryota, Metazoa, Arthropoda, Insecta, Lepidoptera, Noctuidae. The record is from the annotation of a GenBank genome assembly.